Messenger RNA from Stylophora pistillata, 1134 nucleotides. Its product is annotated as putative skeletal organic matrix protein 8. Lineage: Eukaryota; Metazoa; Cnidaria; Anthozoa; Scleractinia; Pocilloporidae. The record is from RefSeq and is a predicted model, not a curated record.
GCACAAGCUUGAUUGGAUAACUCACGAGCUUAUUUUAUCUCAGCAUUUUGCUAUGCUGGCCAGUUGACAGUUGAUGCUCCCCAUGCACACAUCUUCUGGUGUCCUGAGAGUUGUUUACCUAAAAUCAUUACCACUGAGUAAGAGCGAUGUUUAUCUUCCAACAUUACAUGAAGGUCUUACUCCUUAUCUGUCAACUGCCCUUGCUCACAAUACAGGACGAGAAGGAAAAGAAGUGUUCACAGAUCACAACCACCGAAGCAAAGGACCAUGUAAGGCUAAACGGUGGUGGACCUUUGGGUGCAUAUAACGAAAACUACAUGGCCUUUACGUUAGACGAAGUGCGAAGAAACUUUAAAAACCUGCUCACCUUGCAGCCAGGAAACUUCUCGGCUUUGGCCGCCUGGGCACCGUUAAGUUUUCCCGCCACUCUGGAAUCAGGAGCAUGCGUAAAAGAUUCGGGAAACUGUGAAGGGUGUCCCGUCGUGAAAGACCUUGGCGCUAGCUAUUAUCCGCGCUUCGUAAACGAAGUCAGUUGCAAGAGUUCACGCAUACCUUGCGGUCAGGGUCUUGGAGAAUGCAGAACAUCAGUUAUGAGCCAGAGGUUCUUCAGAGAUCCCUCUAAGGAUCUGACGACCUGCAAUAAAGAUUUAGAAGAAUACUAUUAUGACAUGGAAAUGUGUUGUCAAUGCAUGUUGCUCUAACAUGAUGGCAAGUGAAAACUUGGUCACGUGACUCUUCCAAUCGGGUUUGUCGAGUGCGAACUUCUCCAAUUUUAUUUGGCUGCAAUUUUUCAUAACUUCGUACUGUAAAGUUAGUGAUAAAAAUUUAGACUAAUUCCGAUAGUCGCAUCGAAAUUUAGUCGCCAAUCUAUUGUGUGCAAAGUGAUUAGUUAUACAUGUAUAUCAGUUUCUUAACCAGUCUCUCACGUCCAAGCAAAGGAAACAAACGGGUGGGAAACUAAGCCGAGUUGAGUUUUUACGGUUAUUUUUACAACGUAAAAACAGUGUAAGAAAUGCCAAUGUUAUACAAAAUACUAUUUGAUCAUUUGAGUUAAGAUUACGCCCCUAAUGACGAUUUUUUUUAUAUCUAAACAGCAAAAAUGUCUGAUAGUCAUCAUUAAAUAGUGAAACGUCA